ACAUGAACCGGUCCGCGCGCUCACGUUGUGGGGGCCCAGCUACCGCUUGGGGACAGAAGGACGGUCCAGACAAGGCCAGUUUGGCAGCUGCUCUCAUAAAGCUCGAUCCAGAGGAUGGCGAGCAGAUCGUGGAGUAUUUCAAGACUCACGCCCUGCUGACGAGAGAGAAAGCAUUGCUGCAAGCAUCAGUCAGAGAUCAGAAGAAGCUGCUGGUGGAAAACGGCAAACUGAAGAAAGACAUCGAGCAACUGAGAGCUCAGCUGCAAGAAAAACAGAGGAGACGCACCGUCAGGGCUUUGCACUCUCCUCCAACACCUGGCCCCGCCCCAAUGACACCUGCCAAUCAAUCUCCCUCCCCCGCUGGAGCAACAGCCGCUCUCCCAGCAAAUCCUCCUCCCCCCUCCUCACGUGACCAGAGAGAGAGACAGAGCAGGAGGAGGAGAGGUGAGAGGAAAGCUCAUCCCACCUCUGACUCUCUCUCACUGGGGGCGGAGCCUCGGGUUGACGUGUCCCGACUGGACCUUCGGGUUGGACGGAUUCUCAGUGUCCGCCGCCACCCGCUGGCCGAGGCGCUGUCUGUCCAGGAGGUGGAUAUGGGGGAGGACACCCCCCGGAAGGUCGUCAGCAAGCUGGGAGGGAAAAUAGGUCUUGAGGAGCUCCAGGGCAGCCUAGCUGUGUUGCUAUGCAACGUCAAAGCCUGUAAGAUGAGGGGCGUGGUCUCUCAGGCUCGCCUCCUCUGUUGCACCACCACUGAUGAUGUCACAGAGCCGCUGGUCCCGCCCACAGGCUCCACCCCUGGCGAUAGAGUUACCUUCCUCAACUACCCUGGUGACCCGGACAGAGAACUGCAGUCCAAGCAGAGGGUUUGGGAGCUUCUUCAGCCCGACCUGCAGGUCGACUGCAGGGGCGUAGCCAACUACAAAGGCUGCAGGUUUGAGGUGAAGGGAAAGGGACUGUGCAGGGCCCCGUCCGUCACCAACUGCAUCAUCAGAUAGACGCAGCAAUGGGCCCCAUCAUACAGGACCAGACAUGGUGAAGACAUGAUGUGCACCAGAAUACUUUGAUUGUGAAAACCUGUUCUGCUGUUGCUAGGCAACCACAAAUAACAGCUGCUGACCUUGCCAGUUAGUAACUAGCGCUGUUAGCUUACAAAAGAAGAGGAUAUUAAUUUAA
Messenger RNA from Chelmon rostratus (copperband butterflyfish), 1173 nucleotides. RefSeq names its product aminoacyl tRNA synthase complex-interacting multifunctional protein 1-like. NCBI's taxonomy places the organism in Eukaryota, Metazoa, Chordata, Actinopteri, Chaetodontiformes, Chaetodontidae. Bases 3 to 995 code for a protein of 330 amino acids. The record is from RefSeq and is a predicted model, not a curated record. Gene Ontology annotation, molecular function: tRNA binding. The transcript is spliced from 7 exons.